Messenger RNA from Nematocida homosporus, 1410 nucleotides. RefSeq names its product aspartyl-tRNA synthetase. Gene Ontology annotation, biological process: aspartyl-tRNA aminoacylation. The record is from RefSeq and is a predicted model, not a curated record. Bases 1 to 1410 code for a protein of 469 amino acids. Lineage: Eukaryota; Fungi; Microsporidia. The transcript has a single exon. Gene Ontology annotation, molecular function: aspartate-tRNA ligase activity; ATP binding; RNA binding. Gene Ontology annotation, cellular component: cytosol; aminoacyl-tRNA synthetase multienzyme complex; cytoplasm.
AUGACUGCAUUAGAAGAACAUAGACUAAUUACACUAACUAUUGCUCAAUUAGCCAGUCAGGCUGAAUUGGGUUUAGUAAGUAUUUAUGGAUUUAUAUCUAGUAUUAGGUUAGUGGGUAAGAAUAAAGUAUUUAUGGUGUUGCGGGAAGGGGGUGAGACUGUCCAGGCCGUUUAUAGUGGAAGUGGAGUAGAAGGUUUGGGGUUAGAAUUACGUAGUAAAUUAACAGCUGAGUCUUAUGUAGGGAUUAGAGGUAAGUUAGUUGAGACAAAGCAGGAAAUCUUGUCUUGUACGGUGAAGAGAAGAGAGAUACAGGUAGAGGAUGUAGAGAUUGUCUCACUAGCCGCUGAACUGCCUUACCAGUUGAAGGACUUAAGUUGGACGGCUCAGGAAAGAGUAGAGACACCACAAUUACCGGUGGUAGGACUAUCUAAAAGACUGGAUUUAAGGUCAUUAGAUUUACGAUCGGUUGAAUCUAGGAGUAUUUUUCUUAUCUACUCGGGGGUCUUACAGGCCUUUAGAAGUGCAUUGGUUGAGCGGAACUACUUGGAAAUUAAGACGCCUAAAUUGUUAGGAGGUGCUUCAGAAGGAGGGGCGGAUGUUUUUGUGGUGGACUACUUUAAGGAGAAGGCUAGUUUAGCCCAGUCGCCUCAGUUGUACAAGCAAUUAGCGGUUAUAGGCGGUUUGGAAAGAGUGUUUGAGAUAGGUCCAUGUUUCCGAGCUGAGAAUUCUAAUACAGGCCGGCACUUGACUGAAUUUACUGGAGUAGAUUUGGAGCGGGAGUUAAAGGGUGAGAGUUAUAUAAAUGUAGUAGGAGAGAUCUACGAUGUGUUGAAAACUGUGAUUAGAAGCGUAGGCAGUAAGUAUGAGGCGGAGUUGAAAGCAAUUACAGAGAUAACUGGUCGUAGUAACACUACGAUUGUUACGGAUGCUCCGGUGAUUUUGACCUUUAAGGAGGGGAUUGAUAUUUUAAGGGAGAUAGGUAGAUCUGGGGACUACUUGACUGAUAUUGGCACGGAGGAUGAACGACUUCUGGGCGAGCAAGUUAAGUUGCGCUACCAAACCGACUUGUUUGUGCUGGUAAACUAUCCUGCUAGUGCUCGGCCUUUCUAUACGGCUCUUUUACCGGAAGACAGUAACUAUACCCAGAGUUACGACUUUAUCUUCAAGGGCGAAGAGAUCUUAUCCGGAGCCGUGCGAAUUCACGAGCAUGAAGUCCUUCUUCAGCGUGUUAGAGCGAAAGGUAUUGCCGAGGAGAGUGUGCGGCCUUACACAGACUCGUUUAUCUACGGAGUGCCACCGCAUGCUGGCUGUGGGAUUGGGUUAGAACGAGUCGUAAAACUACUGACGGAAACAGGGGAUAUCCAUAAGUGUUCAAUGUUCCCUCGUGAUCCCUCUCGGCUUCAUCCUUAA